Pediculus humanus corporis (human body louse) is the source of this 639-nucleotide messenger RNA. Its product is annotated as Charged multivesicular body protein 2B, putative. Gene Ontology annotation, cellular component: ESCRT III complex; multivesicular body. Bases 1 to 639 code for a protein of 212 amino acids. The record is from RefSeq and is a predicted model, not a curated record. The transcript has 3 exons. Gene Ontology annotation, biological process: protein transport; endosome transport via multivesicular body sorting pathway; late endosome to vacuole transport. NCBI's taxonomy places the organism in Eukaryota, Metazoa, Arthropoda, Insecta, Psocodea, Pediculidae.
AUGAAUUUUUUCGGAAAGACUCCUACCGUUAAAGAACAACAAAGAGCAAAUGAUCGAGAUUUAAGAAAAGUAACCAGAGAAAUCGAAAGAGAUAGAAAUCAAUUGGAAAGAGAAGAAAAAAAAAUUGAAAUGGAAAUAAGAAAAAUGGCUAAAGAAGGUAAUAAAGAAGGCUGCGCUAUUUUAGCCAAGCAGUUGGUGCAAUUAAGAAAACAAAAAAAUAGGACCAUAGCAGCUACGAGUAAGAUUCAUGGUAUAGCUGCUCAAAAUAAAAUGAUGGGAGCAAAUGUUGCAUUGACUGAUGCAAUGGCGACAACAUCGAAAACCAUGGGAAAUAUAAAUAAACUAAUGCAACCACAAAGGCUGGCAAAUGAUAUGAAAGCUUUUCACGAAGCCGCAACCAAGAUGGGAAUGACGGAAGAAAUAAUUAAUGACACCCUAGAUGACAUACUAGAUGCUUCAGAUGAUGAAGAAGAAUCGGAUAAAGUUGUUACUCAAGUUUUAGAUGAAAUCGGAAUAGAAAUAUCUGGUGAAAUGUCUAAAGCUCCAAAUGCUGUAAGAGGCAGAGUUGGGGAAAAGUCUAGACUACCAACUGAUGAAGAAAUAGAAGCACAAUUGGCAAAACUGAGAGUUCCUAAUUAA